Sodiomyces alkalinus F11 is the source of this 1276-nucleotide messenger RNA. Its product is annotated as Rrp15p-domain-containing protein. The coding region runs from base 58 to 1053 and encodes 331 amino acids. The record is from RefSeq and is a predicted model, not a curated record. Gene Ontology annotation, cellular component: preribosome, large subunit precursor. Gene Ontology annotation, biological process: maturation of LSU-rRNA; maturation of 5.8S rRNA. NCBI's taxonomy places the organism in Eukaryota, Fungi, Ascomycota, Sordariomycetes, Glomerellales, Plectosphaerellaceae. The transcript has a single exon.
CUUCGCAACAUACACUUGCAGCAUACUUUGUAGCCAUUGCUAUAUCGAUACGGCAAAAUGGCCGGUGCAUCAUCAAAGAAAAGGUCCUUCGAGGACAAGGCUGCCCCUCCUCCAAAAAAGCAGAAGCGGCAGUCAAAAAGCCGAGGCGAAUCGAACAAAAAAGAAGAGGACGACUUCAAAGCAGUCGACCUUCUCGCCUCAGAUUCCGACGAUAUACAUAAUGCCAUCGCCGAUGACGGCGCAGACUCCGACAGCGAUGCUUUUACCUCAGACGACGACGCCGCUUCCCCUCCACCACAAAAGCGUCCCAGCAAAGCCGGCCAAUCGAAACACAACAAAACCACGGCGGAAGCCGAUGACGGUUCGGAAGCUGAAGCUGACGACAAUGCGUCCAGCGGAGAAGAAGAAGCAGAAGAAGAAGCAGAAGAAGAAAAAGAAGAGGAAGCAGAGGGCGGCGGCUACUCGGCAGAAGAAGACGAAGACGACGAAUUUUCAGUCAGCGACACAGACACCAUAAACGGCGCGGGACGGCCCAACACGAAAUCCAAACGCAACGACCCGUCCGCCUUCUCCACCUCCAUGUCCAAGAUCCUCUCCACCAAGCUCCCCACCUCGCGCCGCGCCGACCCCGUCCUGUCCCGCAGCGCCGCCGCCCACCACGCCGCCCGGGCGUCCGCCGACUCGGCCCUCGAGCAAAAGGCGCGCCGGCUCCUGCGGCUGCAGAAGAAGGAGGCCCAGGAGAAGGGGCGCGUCCGGGACGUCCUGGUCGCCACCAACAAGGACGUCAUGAUGGGGGGGCCUUCGACCACGGGCGAGGUGCUCGGGGCCGAGAAGCGGCUGCGCAAGGUCGCCCAGCGCGGUGUCGUCAAGCUGUUCAACGCCGUGCGCGCUGCGCAGGUCAAGGCCGCUGAGGCUGAGAAGGCGGCGCGCAAGCAGGGCGUGGUGGGAGUGACUAGGAAGGAGGCCAAGGUGAAUGAGAUGAGCAAGAAGGGCUUCUUGGACUUGAUCGCUUCUGGUGGUGGGCUGAAGCAAGGUCCGAUCGAGGAGGCUUGAUGUGAUGGUAUGGACUGAACUGGCCCUGAGGCAAGCAUUUUGUGGCAAAGAAAAAGAAAAGAAAACCAUGAACGAUCUUCUGGGGGUUUGGUUUUAAGCUUUGGCUUUGUAUCGGAGUGGACAUAUGCUACACCACCUUGUCUCUACCUAUCCUCCUUAGAUACCCUGAAAACACUAUACUGAUGGUAUCAAUGUAUGCUGCGCAGAAAUACGCCCUUUCAUG